This is a messenger RNA of Amyelois transitella, 968 nucleotides long. Its product is annotated as U6 snRNA phosphodiesterase 1. The record is from RefSeq and is a predicted model, not a curated record. NCBI's taxonomy places the organism in Eukaryota, Metazoa, Arthropoda, Insecta, Lepidoptera, Pyralidae. Bases 210 to 968 code for a protein of 252 amino acids. Gene Ontology annotation, molecular function: 3'-5'-RNA exonuclease activity. Gene Ontology annotation, biological process: U6 snRNA 3'-end processing. Gene Ontology annotation, cellular component: nucleus. The transcript has 6 exons.
UGUAGGUAAAGCCUUUACAUCGCUUCAUUAAAAAAAAAAUCGCGUAUUUUUAAGAUCUGCAGGUACAUUGUAGGCAUUUACAUGCAUGAUUGUUUUACAAAGUGAAAACCUAUGGGACUCCUUUGCUUGCAUGGAUGUCUAGAGAAUCUUCAUGAAUAACUAAGUACCUAUAUUAGUUUUUUUUACGUCACAUUACAGUACUACAUGUAAUGUCUGCAUUGUCUUAUCUAUGUGAAUACGAAUCUAAUUCAGAAGAUAGCGAUUGUGAUAAUAAGAACACUUCAGACGUUAAAAAGAUAAAAUUGCAUGUACCCGACUUGAGUGACAUUGUUGUUGCACCCAGAGAUACCUACAAGGACAACCCUGAGGUGCAUGGAUAUAGAAUACGGUCAUUUCCACAUGAAAGAGGAAAUUGGGCUUCUUUUGUAUAUGUUAAAUAUCCAGAUGUAGAGUUUUUCAACAUAUUAAUAGAUAAACUGCAAAAAGAGUUGUGUUGUAUUGAAGAGUCUUGGCAGCCAUGUGAGGAUAUACACAUAAGUUUAUCAAAAACUUUUAUACUAAAAUACCACUUAAUAACACCAUUUACCUCAUCUCUUCAAAAAAUUGUAUCUGAUACAGAUUGUUUCGAUCUCGCAUUUGAUGCAUUAAAAGUAUACUGCAACGAAGAAAAAACAAGGACAUUUGUUGCUUUGGAGGUGGAUUACUUCUGUAACAAGCACCUCACAAAACUCUCCCAAAAAAUUGAUGAAGUUUUAAAAGAGUACAAGUUACCUAAAUUCCACGAUAGUCCAUCAUUUCAUGCAAGCUUAUUGUGGAUCAACGGAAACAAGAAAACAGAACUUAAAAAUAAUUUAGAAAAUUUAAAUAUUAUCUUAAAACAACAUCUGCAUGAAUAUAGUAAGACUACUUGCAUCAGCAGAGUUAACUGCAAAAUAGGUAACAAAUACUUUCAAUAUUCAUUCCAAUAA